This is a messenger RNA of Oncorhynchus mykiss (rainbow trout), 2399 nucleotides long. The record is from RefSeq and is a predicted model, not a curated record. NCBI's taxonomy places the organism in Eukaryota, Metazoa, Chordata, Actinopteri, Salmoniformes, Salmonidae.
CUCACCCCGGUCAAUCUCGGCGAAAGAACGUUGCUCAGCGCGUGUACCGAAUUUAAAAAUGUAUUGAAAAUAAAUGUUAUUUCUCCACCGAGGAAGAAAUGUUAUUCCUCGUUUUACUGGUGUAAUGAAUGCGAGAGGCACAGUGACUGUACAAUUUGGGAGGGAGUUGUCAGGGCAAAAAUCCAUUGGCAUGAAUGUAAAACUAUGCAAUGAACGGGGGCACAAUUGUUAUUUUCUCUUUCAGCUAGAGAGGGUUGCUUAAAAAGGGGGCAGUAUUUCCCAUUUUCGCUUCUACAGAGCACACAGUCUGUGUUGUUUUAGUAGCGAGCCAAGCAAGCAAGCAAGCGGGCGCGCGCUGUUGAUGGGGUACUUGAGCUGCAGAUUUGCUCAGCACGCUCACGGAACUUGUCUAUCUGCGCGACAACGUGUUUGGCUGAGUGGUGGCUAAUGGCUGCCAUAGAAAGUGAGAAAGACAACAACAAAUGAAUCCUUGAGAGAAGACGAAAACAGUGGUAACCCAUUAACCCCACCACUUCUCUGCACCGUGAGGAAGAGGAUGGUGAGCAGCCAGCCGAAGUAUGAGCUGAUCCAGGAGGUGGGGCGUGGCAGCUACGGUGUGGUGUAUGAGGCGGUGGUGAAACGCACUGGAGCCCGGAUGGCCGUGAAGAAGAUCCGCUGCCACAGCCCAGAGAAUGUAGAGUUGGCCCUCAGGGAAUUCUGGGCCCUGAGCAGUAUCCAGAGCCAGCACCCCAAUGUCAUCCACCUUGAGGAGUGUGUCCUACAGAGAGAUGACCUGGCUCAGAGGAUGAGCCAUGGGUCCAGCUCCCCACUAUACCUAGAGCUGGUGGAGACAUCUCUGAAGGGAGAGAUUACCUUUGACCCCUGCUGUGCCUACUACCUGUGGUUUGUCAUGGACUUCUGUGACGGAGGAGACAUGAAUGCUUACCUGUUGUCCCGUAAACCCAGCCGCAAGACCAACACCAGCUUCAUGCUGCAGUUAGGAAGUGCCUUGGCCUUCCUUCACCGAAACCAGAUCAUCCACCGGGACCUGAAGCCUGACAACAUCCUCAUCUCCCAGGGAAGGACCUUGGCUGGAACCCCUGAGCCUACCCUGAAGGUUGCCGACUUCGGCCUAUCCAAGGUCUGCUCCACGUCGGGCCUUAACCCUGAGGAACCAGCAUCUGUCAACAAGUGUUUCCUUUCCAUGGCGUGCGGCACAGACUUCUACAUGGCUCCAGAGGUGUGGGAGGGCCACUACACGGCUAAAGCAGACAUCUUUGCCCUGGGCAUCAUCAUCUGGGCCAUGGUGGAGCGCAUCACGUUCGUGGAUGUGGAGACCCAGAAAGAGCUUCUGGGAAGCUACGUGCAGCAGGGGGAGGAGAUCGUGCCACUCGGGGAGGCGCUCCUGGAGAACCCCAAGAUGGAGCUGUUGAUCCCUGCCAGGAUGAAGAGCAUGAAUGCCGGCAUGAAACAGCUUAUCAGGGAGAUGCUGUCAUUCAACCCUCAGGAGAGGCCUGACGCCUUUGAACUGGAGCUCCGACUGGUCAGGAUCGCCUGCAGAGAGCUCGACUGGGACACGUGAUAAUGGGGGUGGAUAGGAGGGGAGAGGACCAUGGGACUUGUAGUCACAACGUCAAGAACAUGUAUCUAGGCCUAAUUCACCACUGUUUGCUCUUGUGACGGAGGCCACACAAAUAUUAUUUUUGCUCGCUUGCUCUCUCUCGCUCUCUCUCGCUCUCUUUCGCGCUCUCUGGGAACAAUUCAAAGUUUGCAAAGAUUUUGGCUUUGCAGUUGGAUAUUGGAUCGGAAGUACUGGUAAACCUAGCUCAACAGGUUGACAGCCAGUCUGUAAGUUUUUGUGUUUUGAAUGUUAACUUGGCAAGGUUGUCCAUAAGCACAUUCAGCUGUCUGUCUUGCAGAAGGAGAUGCGUUGCUAGCUACCCCACUGCUACUGGUUUAGGUUAACCUGUUAAAGUUGACUCUGUAGUUUGCCUACAAAUGCCACCCCAGACUCUGUGGUAAUAUUCAUACUAAAGUUUUGAUACAGGGAGACUAUCCUGUUAUGAUAUGGAUGCAAUUAUACACACAGGUCCACACCUCAGUGAUCGUAAACUGUGCACGGCUGGUUUUACCAGAACUCUGUGACCACACCCUGCUCUUCCCUUUCAACAAACAUGCACACUUCCCACUGCUCAGGUAAAAACGAAGAUAUACUGUUUGUUGGGAUUUGUAGACAAACAGCUGCUUUUGAAGAGAGCAACAUGACAUCAGAGGCCUGUGUAUUCUGAGCUGGCCCUGAGCCAACUAUGGGAAUUAGGCUAGUGGGAGCUGACAGUCUUGGUAUGCCAGUGCAGACCUAACCUAGCAAUUCCCAGCCCAGUGCAGACCUAACCUAGCAA